GGGUAUGUGGGCUAUUGCGCAAAAGCCAUGAUUGGUCAACCCUUUUUUGGCCAGCUCAACGCUGCCCCUGACUACCAGAAAAAACGGGCUAAAAAUGACCCAGACCAGAAUUAAAAACAAAAAAAGUACCUACACACUCCAAGUUUAACCCCGAGAACGACCUCUGGAUGGAAUUCUCUUAAUUUGCUUCCUAACCUUUUAAUUUCUAAUCCUAACUGAUGAGCUUCUUAUAAGUUGCCCGUUGUCCAUUCAUUCGCACAUAUUUGAUUUAUUCAAAAUGUCUUCAAGGUAUUCUUUACGUGCAACUCCUAGAAAAAAGGAACUCUUCGACGGGAUGAUCGAGACUCCUAGUCGCCGCGCGACGCGACGUAAAUCUCAGUUCCCCCCUAUUGCGGACGGCGCGUCCGACGACGGUGACUCUAGCUCUGCUGCCGAAACAACUAGAUCUAUUAGGUCUACAUCUGUACGGCGUCGAGGAGUUGGCAAGUUUGUCGAGCACAUGGACGAUUCGGAUGACGCGUCAAAAGAGGAGUUCAGUCCUGUCGCUAAGGAGAAGCUUUCUAUUGUCAUGAACGGCAACGGCAACGGCAACGGCAAGACCGAUAUCAAAUCGGAACCAGUAGAGAAGGGUCAUGCCAAUGGAAAUAUGAACGGACAUACGAACGGACACGCCAACGGGCACGUUGAGGAGAAAGUCAUUGACGGUUGGAAGCCGGGUAUGGAUCCCAAGGUCGAUCAUUCCGGCGUCUUCGAGUUCGGAGGUAGCCUCGGUACUUUAGCCCUGAUGAUCGUAUUUCCGACUCUCAUGUGGUAUAUGUGGAUCGGCGCGACCUACUACGAUGGAAAACCCCCGCUGCCGCUCGAAGGGGAGUCUGCUGCCGACUUCGGCUGGCGCAUGUGGGAUCACGUCUACACCGGUGCUUUCCCUCACCUACGCGCAUGGAGAAUCUACUGGACCUACAUUAUCUUCGAGGCUGCUUGCUACUGUCUUCUACCCGGCGUCUGGGGUUAUGGAAAGCCUCUUCCUUUCAAAGGGGGCAUGCAGCUUCGGUAUUACUGUUCGGCGUAUGCUAGUUUCUACUUCACCAUCGUUGUGAUAGGCGUGCUGCACUUUACCGGGUGGUUUAAGAUCAACAUCCUUCUAGAUGAGUUUGGUCCUCUCCUGUCCGUCGCUAUCCUGUCUGGUUUCCUGGUCGCUAUUGUCGCAUACUUCUCGGCAUUGAUUCGCGGCGCCCAGCACCGAAUGACCGGCUACCCCAUCUACGACUUCUUCAUGGGAGCCGAGCUGAACCCGCGUAUGUUCGGGAUCCUCGACUUCAAGAUGUUUUACGAAGUGCGCAUUCCCUGGUACAUUUUGUUUGGACUAUCCUGCGCCGCGGCGGCCCGACAAUACGAGAACUAUGGCUACGUUUCGGGCGAAGCAUGGUUCCUGCUUAUGGCUCACUAUCUCUACGCCAACGCUUGCUCCAAGGGUGAACAACUCAUCAUCACUACCUGGGAUAUGUACUAUGAGAAGUGGGGUUUCAUGCUGAUCUUCUGGAACAUGGCUGGUGUCCCCCUCUCAUACUGCCACUGCACCCUUUACCUGGCUAACCAUCACCCAUCGGAAUACGCCUGGAACAAGUACGCCUUAGCCGUGUUCUUCGUCCUCUACAUUUCCGUGUACGUUAUAUGGGACCAAGCCAAUGGGCAGAAGAACGCAUUCCGGGCCCUCGAGCGCGGUAACCCUGAGAAGCGCUAUGCUUUUCCCCCGUUGCCGUGGAUCUACCUCGACAACCCCAAGACCAUCGACACGCAGACUGGUGACAAGCUCCUUGUUGACGGAUGGUACGGGUAUGCACGCAAGCUGCAUUACACCUGUGAUGCGUUCUUCGCCAUCAGCUGGGGCCUGAUCACGGGGUUCAACAGCCCCUUUCCUUGGUUCUACCCGUUCUUCUUCUGCUGCAUGAUCGUGCAUCGUGCCCACAGGGAUAUUAAUCGCUGUAGGACGAAGUACGGUGAUGCGUGGAAGGAGUAUGAAAGACAGGUGCCAUACCUGUUCAUUCCAUACGUCAUUUGACCUUUCGAGAAUCGACGUUCGGCGAACACACAUCAUUCAACUUACUAGAUUUUAUCCCUAGACGACGCAUGGGCGUAUGGAGUCUAUACCCGCUAGCAGUUUUUCUACCUGUACAUACUUGAGAAUGCCCCUAUAACUUUUUAAAAAUUGGCUGCGAGCCGGCUAGCAAGAGAAGUAUGAAUAAUGGUGAUGGGAGCACACUGCAAACGAAUAAAGCCGGAAAGAAA
Messenger RNA from Daldinia decipiens, 2286 nucleotides. RefSeq names its product ergosterol biosynthesis ERG4/ERG24 family-domain-containing protein. The record is from RefSeq and is a predicted model, not a curated record. Bases 278 to 2059 code for a protein of 593 amino acids. Gene Ontology annotation, molecular function: Delta24(24-1) sterol reductase activity. Gene Ontology annotation, biological process: ergosterol biosynthetic process. The transcript has 3 exons. Gene Ontology annotation, cellular component: endoplasmic reticulum membrane. NCBI's taxonomy places the organism in Eukaryota, Fungi, Ascomycota, Sordariomycetes, Xylariales, Hypoxylaceae.